Fulvia fulva is the source of this 996-nucleotide messenger RNA. RefSeq lists its product as uncharacterized. Lineage: Eukaryota; Fungi; Ascomycota; Dothideomycetes; Mycosphaerellales; Mycosphaerellaceae. The record is from RefSeq and is a predicted model, not a curated record. The coding region runs from base 1 to 996 and encodes 331 amino acids. The transcript has a single exon.
AUGGAGACCUUGAGUCAAGGCUCCAACUUCGAGACCUGGAAACUGCACAUGGAUGCAACACUCCGCGCCAAAGACCUAGACGACUUCCAGUACUGCCACGCGCAGCGCGUAAAGUUCAAGGACGAUGAACAUGAGGAUGCCAAAGCAAGAGAUCUGAAGAUUCAGCGUGAGGCGCUCUCCGAGGCCGAGUGCAAGCUGGACCCCGAGGCUAUCGACUACGCAGCACGACUUCGAGAAGUCAUGCUGGAGCGACGCCGUUGCGACGCGCUCUUGCGCCAUCGCAAGGCUCGACCAUCGACAGCAGCACGGACGCUCCUCAAAGCCGUGGCUGCAAGCCUUACCCAAGGGAUCUCCCAGGACGAUAUGAACAAGCCAUUCGCGCUAUGGAAAGUACUCGAACAACAGUCGAAGCCAUUCAGAUUCCUCGACCUCCCCGCCGAGAUGCAGAACCGCAUCAGCGCUCACACUCUCGCGAACGGCAGCCAGAGCAUCGAAGCCGCUCAGCCAGGUAUCACGAGAGUCAAUCGCCAGAUCCGUGAGCAAACACUCCCGAUGUACUACACCUCGACCACCUUCCACAUCCAUCCCCGCAAGGCCGACAAGUCCUUACACGGCCACGCCAAGACUCUCGGAAGCGCUACCGAAACCAUGGUGACCCAAUGGGUAGAACGCUCCGUAGGCGAGAACGCGAAGUACCUCCGUCGCGCUAUCCUCCACCUAGACUACCAAUUCCGUGCCAAGAAGCAAGGCACCGGCAAAUCCGCCAAGACAGACACUACAGGGAUCUUCUCCAAGCAGGUCAUCUUCGAUUACACGGAGGAGAAGGGGUUGAGAGUCGGCGUGGAUAACAGCUGUAACGCCAAGUUUAAGAUUCGGAAUCAGCAGAUUGCUAUUGAGCGGCAGAGGAGGAUGCUGGGCUUGACUGGGAAUGCCAUUGUGUUGGCGCUGGUGAGUAAUGUUGAGUUGUGGAAUGAUCAUGGGUUGGGAUGGAAGUGA